Engraulis encrasicolus (European anchovy) is the source of this 2079-nucleotide messenger RNA. Its product is annotated as apoptosis regulator BAX-like. Gene Ontology annotation, biological process: positive regulation of apoptotic process; mitochondrial fusion; release of cytochrome c from mitochondria. Gene Ontology annotation, molecular function: protein homodimerization activity; channel activity; protein heterodimerization activity. NCBI's taxonomy places the organism in Eukaryota, Metazoa, Chordata, Actinopteri, Clupeiformes, Engraulidae. Gene Ontology annotation, cellular component: mitochondrial outer membrane. The coding region runs from base 558 to 1166 and encodes 202 amino acids. The record is from RefSeq and is a predicted model, not a curated record. The transcript is spliced from 6 exons.
CAAAUUUAGAUAGAAUAAGAAGAGUAGCAGCACUGCACUUUGGACCACAUUUCCACUGUGCAAAGGCUGAUUUCUAUCAGCCCUGUAGGCCUACUUCCUAAGGCUGGUGAAAAUGUAUAGGUAGCCAGCACAGCUUUUAUUGACUAGACCUUUUUGAACCAAGUUGAUGAUUACCAAUUUCAUCAAGAAACUAUUGUGAAAGUAGGACUGGCUGUAAAAUCCAUCAUGAUGACGAUGGAUGUCAAUUCUAGAUAUGGGACGGCAAGUGGAGUUUCCAGUUCCGAGUAGUCCUGAAAGCAGGAAACCCUGACGGAGACACAUUUCCGCUCCGCUUCCUUGUUGAAGAACCAAGCUCAACAUUGAAUAUGUAUUCCUUUGGACUAUUUUUAUAUGAAAAACUAUCGACAUGCUUUAGUUUGUAGUUCUCGUGUUAUGCGGCUCAUCGUUUCGUUACAUACUAUAGGUUUUUACGCGUCCAGUCUCUGAAGUUAGUUUGGUGGAUAAAACUUCAGAAGAGUUGUUAAUCGUACAACUACUACCUCACUCGGGCCGAAGGAAUGGCACAUUCAAGGAAAGGGGUGAAAGAUGAUGAUAUGCCUGGCGAAACCGAUGGUGAAGAUGUCAUAGAUGAUCCGAUUGUUGAACAGGGAGCAGUGGUAUUGAGAAGUUUUGUGGUGGAGAGGCUUCAGACGGAGAGCCCGGAUGUGCCCGUGAGCCAUGAGCUUCUUGGGGGCACUCCAUCUGAGGGGGACGACCCCCAGAUCAAAGCCGUGGUGGGACAGUUACUGAGUAUUGCAGAUGAUCUGAAUCGCAAUGCUGAACUUCAACACCUCAUCAACACUGUGCAGGCCAACUGUGCUCAGGACGUGUUCGUCACCGUGGCCAGAAGCAUCUUCUCCGAUGGCAUCAACUGGGGCAGAGUGGUGGCACUCUUCCACCUGGCCUACAGACUCAUAUCCAGGGCUUUGACUCAAAACCACUUUGAAAUCAUCCGCCGUAUCAUAAGCUGGGUGCUCCAAUUCAUCAGGGAAAACAUUUCAUCAUGGAUACGUCAACAGGGAGGAUGGGAGGGCGUAAUGCACAGUGUGUCACGGUGGCGUACGGUGUCCAUCCUUGCCGCGGUUGCCUUCAUCACUGCUGUAGUGUACUGGAGGAGAAGUCGCUGAGGCCCAGAUGGAGGACUAUUGAUGAUGACACAUGCCACCCAUGACAACGCUGGGAACUGCCCUUCAUUUGGGGUGAAUUCCAGGAAAAAAAGGUUUAGUAACUUGCCACGGCAUGUCAACUCGGAGAAUGUGGUAAACCUCCUAAUAUCAGACAGAGACCUCUGACUCUUUUGUUGGAAAAUAAGGGGGCAUGCAUAAUCGAGGCAUUUUAAUGCAUACACAGCUGCAUGGCUGCACAUCGGUACACCUCCCCCACCAUUUUGUGAGUGUCGAUAUGUAGCAAAGCGCGUCCUCUCAAUUUUUGAUGCUUGAUACCUGUCACAUGCGUUGUGUUUUGGGGUGAUACGUGCAUAGCUCUGGAGAAUGUAAACGACACACGUUAACGCGCGUUAGCUUUCAUUUCUCGCAUCGACUAUGUAAUCCCCCUAAAUCCAUAGUGGGUUUACGAAUUACAUGUACUCUGACUUAAAUUACCUUGGUUAGUAACAGAACCAUGUUCCUGGAACAUUCCCCUGAUGAUGAGGUAUCGCUCUCCUGUUUCUGCUGAGCUGUUUACAAAGAGUGUUCAGACACGUCAUCAGUACCAGCAGAUACUGCUGUCCAAACUACUAUCCACACCACCACUCCCCAGAUUACUUUUUUAAUAUUCUUUUUUAAAAACCUGUACAUAUUACCACUUCUGUUCUGUGAAGUUAUUGUUAACGGUUAGUGAAUUACAGGGAUGAGAUGAUGUAUAGAAGCCAACAAGCAACACCCUCCCCUCCCUAUUUAUAGUGUAAUGUAAUGUUUCAAAUCUGUAAAAAAUUGUGCAACAGAUCCUCUGGAAAAUAUGAACAGAGGACCUGAAAUGCGGGUGGAUGAGAACAAAUUUUAUAAUUUUUAUCAAUAAAGAGCAUUAUUCAUCUCAUCUUCA